CUAGCAAUAGAAAUAGAAAGUAAACAACUUGGAGAUGACAAAGAUAUUGAAGAUGACGAAGAUAUUGGAGAUGACGAAGAUAUUGGAGAUGACAAAAGUGUUGGAGAUGAUAAAGGUAUUAAAGACGAUGAAGGUAUUGAAGACAACAAAGGUAUUGGAGACAACAAAGGUAUUGAAGAUAAUGAAGGUGUUGGAGAUGAUGAAGGUAUUGAAGACAAUGAUAAAACAAGAAUAGAUAAUCAACUUGGUGACAAAAAUAACUAUAAUUACUAG
Messenger RNA from Racocetra persica, 273 nucleotides. The record is from the annotation of a GenBank genome assembly. Lineage: Eukaryota; Fungi; Glomeromycota; Glomeromycetes; Diversisporales; Gigasporaceae.